Molecule: messenger RNA, 762 nt
Organism: Mus caroli (Ryukyu mouse)
Lineage: Eukaryota; Metazoa; Chordata; Mammalia; Rodentia; Muridae
Product: olfactory receptor 4K3-like
Biological process (GO): G protein-coupled receptor signaling pathway
Cellular component (GO): membrane
Molecular function (GO): G protein-coupled receptor activity; olfactory receptor activity
Source: RefSeq, a predicted model, not a curated record
AUGAAAUGUCCACUUAAUCACUUCUUCCUCUUACCCAGCCUAAGCUUUAUUGACUUCUGCCUUUCCUCGGUAACCACCCCCAAACUGAUAACUGACCUCCUAAAAGAUAACAAGACCAUUUCCUUCGGGGGCUGCAUGAGCCAGAUCCUCUGUGUGCACUUCUUUGGAGGAGGUGAGAUGGUGCUUCUUGUAACAAUGGCCUAUGACCGGUAUGUGGCCAUCUGCAGGCCACUCCACUAUAGCAGCAUCAUGGACAGACAGAAGUGCAUCUGGCUCGUUGUGAUAUCAUGGACCAUUGGCUUUAUACAUGCCAUGAGCCAACUGAUUCUGGUUUUGGAACUACCUUUCUGUGGACCUAGAGUGAUAGACAGCUUUUUCUGUGAUAUUCCUUUGGUGAUGAAAUUAGCCUGCAUGAAUACUGAUACUCUGGAAAUUCUAAUAAAUGCUGACAGUGGUGUUUUGGCAACAACUUGUUUCAUCCUCGUACUGAUAUCUUAUACUUACAUUUUAUUAACUGUUCAACUUCACUCUAAAGAUGGCUCAUCAAAGGCCCUAUCUACAUGCACAUCCCAUAUCAUAGUGGUUCUGCUGUUCUUUGGGCCAGUCAUUUUCAUCUAUCUGUGGCCAGUUAGCAUCACCUGGGUUGACAAGUUUCUUGCUGUAUUUUACUCAGUGAUCACACCUCUCCUUAAUCCAGCCAUCUACACACUGAGAAAUAAAGAUAUUAAAAAUGCCAUAAAAAAGCUGAUAAAUCACAUGUGA